AUGAAGGGUGCUCGCGCCAGUGGCAAGAAUGCUCAAGUGCCUAUUAACGCUCCUGCUGCCAAAGACCCUCCUGCCACCGCAGACACAGAAGCUUCUCGAGAAUCGUCACCUGAUGCUCUGAAAGGCGGCCUCAAACAGCAAGAUAUCGACGAUUCGCCACCCUCGAGGUUGAAGCAAAUCCAGCUCGAGGACUUUGAGCGAACAAUGUUGCAUCGCGCCAAGGUGUAUGCUCGACGAACCCAGAAGAACACUCCCGAAGAGGACCUUGUCUACUACGAGCCUACUACUUUCGAGUCGCUUGGUCCCUGGAUUGCCUUGAGGGCAGUCUUCAACUACACAAGUAACACUCUGCAGCGCAUUUGGCCACCGUCCAAAGACUGGCUGAGCCUGACCUUCUGGAUUUACAACAUCACCCUGAUCAUUGUUGCUGUGCUCUUCACGUGUUUGCAAAUGGCGUUCUGGUUUUGGGAAGCUGUCCUUCCUCAGGCAUGGAUCAAGGGCAUCACUGACUAUGCUAAUGAUACCAUUGUCAUUCAGCGCUUGUUCAACAAUAUGACCAAAAUCAACGCUGCCUCUGCAAAAGCCCUUUCUCAGCCUGCGCAAGACAAGACCUUCAAUCCGGCUGUUGCCGAGUUCUUACUCAACAUGGCGUCUGCAGUUUACGUCCGAGACCCAUUCAUUUACACUCAAGCUGAACAGUACUAUCAAGAGGCAUUCUUCCUCGAUGGUUGCAAAAUCUCGUCUUUCCGCUCGCUCUCCACCGCCGACAACUUUACGCGCAAGAAACUAAGCGCCUACUUCCGUGAGAGUGUCGCACCCAUCGUCAAGUUGACAGACCAGCUCAAUGUCUCCUACCACCUUAUCUCUGAGCUUGAGACUGGAUUCGGUGGUCCUUACGCAUCUUUGAUGGCAAGCAAAUCGGCAGAGAACCCAUUCAUUGUUGUUGUCUUCAAAGGGACCUCUCCUCUGAGUCUGGAUGAGUGGCUCAUCGACUUCAACUAUGCACAAGUUUCUGGAGGCAAAUUUUUCCGAGGCGACUGUCACCAAGGCUUCUUUACAUGUCUCUUUCCCGACAAGCAGGAUUCCUGCGAGCGCUCUGAGGACCGUCUCAAUUACUAUCCGUACCAGACACUCGUUGAAGCCAUCAACCUGAAAGCUGACAAGAUGGCUGCUGCCUUCAACGUCGAGAAAAUUCCUGUUUGGGUUGCUGGCCAUAGUCUCGGUGCAGGCGUCGCAACACUCUUUUACGGCUGGCUGCUCAACAAUACCAACACACUCUCCAAAACCACCACCUUGUGUGAUGCCUAUACAUACGGCAAUCCUGCUACAGGCAACCAAGAGUAUGCACGCGGCUACUUUGCCACGUUUGCAAAGCAUGAGGGAAAAAUGCUCUGGCGCAUGAUUUGCGACUCGGACAUGGUCUCGCGCGUUCCACUCAACAAGGAUACCGCAGGUACGGGUGGCGUGGGCGAACCAUCACUCACUGGCGUACGUGAGAACUCUUACCUCAACUAUGCAGCUCCGGGCAAUGGUAUUCGCAUCUUCUCUGACCGUGCACCACUCCUCAAGGGUUCGUUUGAGAUUGCUGAAGCUGCAGACAAGGCUGUUCAUGGAUCAGAGGCACAGUUGGGCACAUCAUUGGCACUUGCUGAUUUGGCACGAUGGAUACCUGGUGCCAAGUUUCUUGUGGAUCAUGCACCGACGCGCUAUGCCGAGUGUCUCCGAUUCUCACGCGGCAAGUAUCAGAUCCCUCCACACUGA
This is a messenger RNA of Protomyces lactucae-debilis, 1761 nucleotides long. RefSeq names its product Alpha/Beta hydrolase protein. NCBI's taxonomy places the organism in Eukaryota, Fungi, Ascomycota, Taphrinomycetes, Taphrinales, Protomycetaceae. Gene Ontology annotation, molecular function: triacylglycerol lipase activity. The record is from RefSeq and is a predicted model, not a curated record. The coding region runs from base 1 to 1761 and encodes 586 amino acids. The transcript is spliced from 2 exons. Gene Ontology annotation, biological process: lipid metabolic process.